AUGGUCAGAAAAAGACAAACUUUAAUUCUAGUUGUUGCAUUUCUUCUGGGAUUGAGUCUGGGAUUUUGGUUAAGUAGGAAUGCGAGAAUUCUUCACCACGUUUUAAAAUGUCAGCAUAUGGUGUACUUGGCUGGACGCACUCGCCGAGAGACACUGGAGCAGGAAGUCGAAAAUGAUACAGAAUUCUUGUUAGUUGGAGUUUUCAUCAAUACAGACGAGAAGACGGGCAUUCUCUACAAUGAUUUUAGCGCUGAAACAAAUAUCAGAUUUAUUUUCUUCACAACUGAAUCAACCAAUUUUUUGCAUAACAGACAAGUGAUCUAUCUAGGUUUGGACGCUUCAACCGAAGUGAUAUAUUUACGUAUGUUUAGGUAUGUUUGUCAACACUAUGACACUCAAUUCAACUGGUUUAUGUUCACAGAAAGCAGCUUCUUCGUCAAUAUAGACAAGUUGAGGUUCUUGAGAAAUUUAAACGACUCCAAGGAGUAUUUAUUUCUACCAGAAAUACCAACGGACUCCAGGGUUGAUGACUAUGGGCACGAUGGGCAAAAGAACGGAUCUCGCAUUGAUAUAAGGGGAAACAGUAGGAUACAAAUGGAUCAUUCUACUGGGAAACCAAAGGAGUAUCGCAUGUCAAAUAUGGACAUAGUUCGUAUGUUUCAACCUGGGACAAUAUUGAGCAGAUUAUUCCUGCAGAAAUUAUCAAGUUUAACAGCAGCGUGUGUGAACAAAAGAACUGUUGAUCGGGAAUGUUUUCAAAGGAGAGUGAAAAUUUCUUGGUUUAACGAUUUCACGGUAAUUAAAAAACUCUUCAAUGAUAAUAUUAAUAUUUUCAUCAGGUGACAGUGCAUGCUGGUCAACUUAGGAAAGACAACUGAGAGUCACUAAAUUGUUCACUAUAUUUAUUUUGCGAUGAAAAUUGUUCAAAACGUUUUGGCGUUCCUCUCAAAAUUGCUUUGUUUUAGCUUUAUUUUCUAGUUUAUACAGUUAGCAACCUUCUUAAAUGAUUUGCUGGUUGAGAAACACAAAAUAAUAGGAAAAAUUUGUCAAUUAAAAUACAAUUAUCAAUGAUGCUUUUCAAGUUAUUUACAGCAAUAUAAGCUGAACUUCAGACAUCAUUUUCUCUUUGGCGUACCAUCUAAAAUAUCUUCAUUUCAGCAUAAUCCCACAGAUAAAGCACUACACAUAAGUUUUAAGUUUGCCGCUUGAGAAACAUAUCAAAUUAAAAUUUUGAAUGUCAUAACCAAGUAGUAUAUUAAACUCAUUAGCAUCUCCUCUUAAUUAAUCUUACUUUUGACGGCAAAUACAUGUAAUGGGAAGAUUGGGAUGAAUUGCUCGGUUCCAAAAGUGGCAAUAAAUGUGGCACUCGUACUAAAACCCUCGUAGAGUAAAACUCGUCAUGCUCGUUGAUUUAAAAAACUCAAACAUAAAAUUCACAUAGUUUUUCUUUUCAAACAGAACAGCACAGAGAGUGAGGAAAUUUUAAAUCCUGUCAUUUGCCGAACUCAAUAUAAAGACCUUCUAAUACAGACAAUGACAGCUGAUCUAUCAAAUAACCUGGAAUGUCUGUACAGACUACGCGUGCAACUACUGACGAAGAGAGUACGUGCUUUGAGUAAAAACUACAAAGUUCUCCAAACGAAAUUGAACAUGCUUCAAGGUUUCAUAUCCAGUUCAGUGUACGAGAAGAUAGCAGAGAUAAGAACAACAGCUUAUAAAGGUUCUAAGCAGAAAGUAGAAUUUGGAACAAUGUUUACUCUCGGUAAAAGCUUCCCAGUGAACAGCAAAGUUCCCUGGUCAUUGCACAAUCAUGAACUGAAGGGGAUAACGAGGGUAAUUAAGACAGUCAUGAAGACAAUCAGCAAUUCUCAUCACGAAAACACACAGUUCCACGCAUUGUAUUAUGGGUAUGUAUUGAAUCAACCAAUCAGCGGGCAGCAAUAUCGGUUAAAUAUUUUCACCAACAAAGAGCGUCAUAUUGCAAGAUCUAGCCAAGAGUUUGGCGCUUUACAAAGCAGAAUGUUCCAAGAUUCUCAGAAAAUGACAGUCACUGUUGUCGUACCACUGGCGGGAAGACUGCAGAACUUCAAACAAUUCAUGAAAAACUUAGAACAGAAUAUAUUACAGAAACAUGAGCCAAUCAGCAUCCUUGUUGUGUAUUUCCCAGAAACAGCAUCGUCUGCAGAACACGAGAAAAUAUUUGACAAAUAUAACAUGACGUACAACGGUUCAACCUUCACUUGGCUCAACCUGCCUGGGAAGUUUGCCCGCGCGCGGGCGUUGCAGGCUGCGGUAGAUUUCUACCAAGACAACAAGUUGUUAUUCUUUGCGGACGUCGAUUUAACAUUCAACAUAGAAUUUCUACAGCGCUGUCGUCAUAACACCGUUGCUAAGAAACGGGUCUAUUUCCCAGUGAUGUUUAAAUUAUUCAAUCCCAAGAUUCUUGGUUUUAAACUCAAUUCAACCAGCUACUUCCGGUCAUUUGACCGAGAGGUUGGGGACUGGGCUCUAUAUUCGUAUGGACCGGUGUGUGCAUACCGCGAUGACGUCAUAGUCAUAGGUGGAUUCAACGUGGGGAUCAAAGAAUGGGGUUACGAAGAUAUACAGUUUUUUGAAAAAUUUAUAUCAAGACAUAAUUAUGACGUCAUACGAGCAGCCGACCCAGGACUCUUGCAUAUUUAUCAUGCGCAUAGUAAAUGUGACGUCAUUAGAAAUAACAUUCAGCGGCUAAUGUGCACGGGCGCAAUGUUGAACAGCCUGACGUCAGAGGAAAGCGCAGUUAAUUAUUUACUCAACAAGAAUUAUUUCGUAUUGUAA
This is a messenger RNA of Paramuricea clavata, 2817 nucleotides long. The record is from the annotation of a GenBank genome assembly. NCBI's taxonomy places the organism in Eukaryota, Metazoa, Cnidaria, Anthozoa, Malacalcyonacea, Plexauridae.